GCGAGUCAGGUCCAGCUGUCUCGUCCCUGUACCCAUGCCACGUUCCUCCGAGCACCUGCCACCGACAGCACGGACUAUGCAAACUCCUCAGGUUGAUGGUGUACCACUCCCCCACUGUACAACAUGACAAUGAAAUGGAUGCAAGGGGUGGUGAUCUGCCUGGUGGUGAUUGUGACGUCACUGGCUGUGUUACUGUCCAGCCCCCUCCGAAAAAACAUGACGCUACUAACAAGCUUUGAUCGGAGUGGCUUUCAGGCGUGUCAGCGAGGUAGGUCGGUGGCGGAACGUCUGAGCAGCGUCCGUCUUCUAUGCUGGGUGAUGACGAUGCCCAGCAAUUUGCAGAAGAAGGCUAGGUACGUCAGAGAGACGUGGGGAAAGAGAUGUGACGUACUCCUGUUCUUCAGCUCGGUAGAAAAUAAAGCCUUGUCCGUCAUCGGCCUCAACGUUUCAGAAGGACGGCGCCAUCUUAGUGACAAAACCUUCAGUGCUUUCCGCUACGUCUAUAAACAUUAUUUCAACCAGGCCGAUUGGUUUCUAAAGGCGGACGAUGACACAUAUGUCAUCGUUGACAAUCUCAAGUAUUACCUGUCCAAGUUUGAUAAGAAUCGGGGACUAUAUUUCGGAGCUACUUUUUCGAGAAUCACACCCCAAGGAUACAACAGCGGAGGUGCCGGUUAUGUGUUGAGUAAAGAGGCUUUGAAAAGAUUUGGUGAGCGUGGAAGGAAUCAGACGGCGUGUCCAUAUCACAGGGGCAUCGAGGACGUGGCUAUGGGGCACUGCAUGUACAACUUGGGGGUCAAGCUGGUCAACACGCUGGAUGAGAAGAAUAGGACCCGGUUCCACGCCUACCACCCCCUCACCCACAUGGAAGCUGGGGACAAAUACCUCAACUCCGUGUCUGCCUAUGGCUACAGAACUGGAGCGAUGAACAUCAGUGAUCUUCCCCUGACGUUUCACUACAUUCAAGGCCGUAACAUGAAGGCGGUUGAGUUCUACUUAUACCAUGUUCACCAUGUUGGCGAUGGUGGGACAGUCUUAACUUAGAGCAGCGAUCUCUCGGUUUCCAUCCUCGCGUGUCCAGGGAAUUAUAUAUAUUAUAUAUUUAUGUGUGGAGUCUACAUUGCCACAGUUUCUUCUGAAAAUGAAGAAAGUCUCUGGGCUUCCUUUUAUUGUAUUUAAUUUUCAUUUAAAAAGAUGUUUUUAUUUUUAUUUUUCUUCUGUAAAAUAUGUACAUGUCAGUGACUAGAUGUGUGUCUAAAAUACAACCUGAGACUGUAUAUGGAAAUGGAUAUGCAUUUCACGUAAACAAACAACAAAGGAAAUGUAGAUCCGAUGCUAAGCUUUGCUUGACCUGCGCUAGGAAGAGAGGGCGGUGGGGUAGCCUUGCGGUUAAAACGUCCGCUCGUCAGUCAGAAGAAACCGGUCGAAGAAUUAAAACGAUGUUCAAAUCAUUUGUUCCCA
Molecule: messenger RNA, 1461 nt
Organism: Haliotis rubra (blacklip abalone)
Lineage: Eukaryota; Metazoa; Mollusca; Gastropoda; Lepetellida; Haliotidae
Product: glycoprotein-N-acetylgalactosamine 3-beta-galactosyltransferase 1-like
Exons: 4
Coding region: 124-1044 (306 amino acids)
Cellular component (GO): membrane
Molecular function (GO): N-acetylgalactosaminide beta-1,3-galactosyltransferase activity
Source: RefSeq, a predicted model, not a curated record